This is a messenger RNA of Strongylocentrotus purpuratus (purple sea urchin), 3169 nucleotides long. RefSeq lists its product as uncharacterized. The transcript is spliced from 8 exons. NCBI's taxonomy places the organism in Eukaryota, Metazoa, Echinodermata, Echinoidea, Camarodonta, Strongylocentrotidae. The record is from RefSeq and is a predicted model, not a curated record. Bases 158 to 3169 code for a protein of 1003 amino acids.
AUAUCUACCCAACCAGCAGGACUCACACUACCACAAGAAGACUCCAGUGCAGACUAGCCCAGGUAUCUACAGUAAGAAGAUCUCGGCAUCAUUGACUGUUCAGCGAUGUCGCGAAAAGUUAGAGAAUAAGUACCUUAAUCAAUUGUGCAAAAUUCAAAUGAAACCAUGGGAUCAAAGUGAUUAUGCGGAGUUUGAAGACAUGCACACGGUUGUCACAAUGUCGAAGAAGGACGCUCGUGGACAAAACACGAAAACGAAGGAAAUACUCAAAGGUUCUGUUGCUGAAAUAUUUUCAACGACAGUUAACGGAAGACUGCCAGCUCGAAUCCUCAUUUCGGCCCCCGCUGGAAGAGGAAAGACCACGGCUGUCGCUAAGAUGGCUUAUGACUGGGUUCACAGAGAAAAGGGAUCAGCUUUAGAACACCUGCCACUUCUGUUUGUUGUGAAAUUCCGAAACACUAGUCAGCUUACAUCGAUCGGAGAAGCUAUCAAAUCCCAGCUUUUGAGUGAUGUUGCUGAUCUCACACCAGAGGUUCUGGAGAGUUUCAUUAGAGAGAAUCAGGGAAUCUGUCACAUCAUACUAGACGGACUAGAUGAGUAUGCGGGUAUUUCCCCUUCAAAACAAAGCUCAGAGAGCAAUAUUGUCAGUGUCAUCCGCUGGGAGGAAUUUCCAGAGUGUCGGGUCCUUGUAACAACACGCCCUCACCUAGACAACUUCUUCAAUCAGGCGGAACUUCCAAGGGUAUACACAAAGAUGUGGAUCGAAGGAUUCUCGCGAGAGCGCUCACGUGAGUACAUCGACAAGUUCUUUGCCUCGACUUCAAUUCAUUAUAGCACACAUGGUCAUGGUCUGAAGGUCUACCUUGAUGACCAAGCACUCAUGAAUGAAGUUGUUAAGACACCUCUAUUUUGUCUCAUGGUCUGUCAUUUAUGGAGCGAAGGGCUUUUGAACAACACUGAAACUGCAACUCAAACAAAAUUAUUAGACAGCGUGAAUGUCUUUUUGAUGCACCAUGCAAACGCCCGAUUAAAGUCAAGAGUGAAAAUCACACCCAAAAAGCUAAGGAAAAUAAUAUCUCAAUUAGGCGAAGUUGCCCUUACUGGUCUGCUAGAUGAUGCUAAAAAACUAGUCUUCACGCCUCAUGAUUUCCGUAAAGUUCCCACAAUCCUUGAUAGAGCAUGUGAGCUUGGGAUAGUAUCCAAGAAGACUGUACACAUCACAUGCCUUCCUCAGUCCAUCGAGACCACUUCCACUACCAUUGAGUUUUAUCACAAACUCGCCCAAGAACACUCGGCUGGGAAAUUCCUCGCUGAUCAAACACACCACUUUCUGUUACGUUUGAAGAUUUCUGAAUUGGACAGAGUACUGCGCAAGAUCAAAGCAAACAUCGGUGACUACGAAAAUCUUAUCCGAUUCGCUGCUGGCACGGACAACAGCCUCUGUAUACGAAUAAUGGAGGCGCUCCUUUCAAACAACUUUUUGGAUGAGAGCGAGCGAUAUCGCAUUCUCCUUGACUGCUCAUCAGAGACCAUGGGUGCUGAAGGGAAUGUGUCUUCGUUGGUACGAAGAUGUGUCACAGCACAGAGUAUGAUGCUAAAGUCACCAACUGUCUACACCAUCGUUGGGAUGAAAAAUCUUCCAACACAACUGAAACGUGAGGUUAGGACAGUGCAUUUCGAAGGAUCUACUCUAAAUAACGAUGUGACGAAUGGACUAUGGUCUUGUCUUGGAUCAUUUUCGAUGCUACAUACCCUCACCAUCUCAGACUCCUCUAUCAGUUUUCCCCCAUCUCCUCCUGAGCUUCCAUCCGUCAAAAAGCUAUCAGCCGAGAGAUUGACAUCACAGAGUUACGAACGAGUGCUCUCAUCAGUACCUGGUGUGAGAGAGAUCGAUGUCUCUAUUGAUGUUGCAGAGCUAGAGAUGAGCAACACUUUUGAGAUCACCACCGCCUCCAGGCCUAUGGGUCAGACCAGGGCUAGGGAUGAACAGUUAUUUGUUCAUAUCAGACUACACGCCUGGCCAGCACUCACCACAGACAGGAAGAUUGAUUCAGGAGAGUCAAUUGCAAGGCUUAAUCUUCUCUUUGGAGACCAAACCAGGAACCAACAGCGGCUGCAUGUGUACGGGGUGAAGGGCAGAGACGAAGAAACCUUGGUCGACCUGUUUGUCAAGACUAAACAACUAACACCCUCGAAUUUGGGGAGUGGAGGUGGUUCUGUAAUCGACGGAGACGCCGUCCAGAAUACUAGGCUUGAGAUACAGCAGUGCCAGCUAUCUACUGAGAUGACCGACAAGUUGUGGUCCUGCCUCAGAUCCUUCACCCCACUGAAUCAGCUCAGCAUCUCAGACUCCUCUCUCAGUUUCCCUCCAUCUCCUCCUGAGCUUCCAUCCGUUCAAAAGCUAUCAGCCGAGAGAGUGACGACACAUAGCUAUGAAGGGCUGCUCUCAUCGCUUCCUGGCUUGAGAGAUAUCGAGAUAAAAAAAUGUCAGCUUUCUACUGAGAUGACUGCCAGGAUGUGGUCUUGUCUCAGAUCCUUCACCUCACUGAAACAUCUCACCAUCUCAGACUCUUCUCUAAGUUUCCCUCCAUCUCCUCCUGAGCUUACAUCCGUCACAAAGCUAUCAGUAAAGAGAGCGACGUUACAAAGCUAUGAAGGGCUGCUCUUAUCGCUUCCUAGCUUGAGAGAUAUCUACAUCACUAUCGAUGAUGCAGAGAGAGACAUAUCUCAGAUCACGGCUGAUCUUCGUCUGACUGGAGGACAGCAGCUCACACAAAUGGAAAUUAGAGCUCCUUCAUCACUCCCACCAGAGUUGAACAGUGUAUCGAGAAAGACGAUGAAAGAACUCAGUCUUCUGAUCAAAGCACAAACCAAGAACAUGCAGGAAUUAUAUGUGUCCGGGGUGAAGUGCACAGACGAGGAAGACUUGAUUCACCUCAUCGGGAGCUGCAGAUAUGUGAAGACGAUGUCAAAAGUGUGGCUCGAAGGGUGUGGGAGUACAGCGGGCGGUAGACUGGAAAGUCAUCUGACGAGACUUCAUACCGGCACACUCAAUGUGUUUCUUGUGCAUUUGAGUAUCAGUGAUGACUACGGUACACACUACCUGGUCAAAAUGACAUGUUGCAUACCUGUUAUACCUCGCGGUAUGUAUCAACCCAUCGUCUGCUGA